Diatraea saccharalis (sugarcane borer) is the source of this 474-nucleotide messenger RNA. The record is from the annotation of a GenBank genome assembly. Lineage: Eukaryota; Metazoa; Arthropoda; Insecta; Lepidoptera; Crambidae.
AUGGGAUAUACAUUGGAGAACUGUCCUGUCGUGUACAGUUGUUGCGGGCGCGUGCCCCUGCGGUAUUCAUGCAUGUUUAUAGCGGUGCUGGGUGUGCUCACAGCAGCUCUACUCAUGUUCAUAUAUUCUGACGCCGGUAAUACUACCGCUAAGGGACUAGGCGUGCCCUAUGCUGCCGUUAAGCCCAUGGACUUCACUUGUUUCGUGUUCGGGGUGCUACUCUGCGCUGGUAACAUCUUACUACUCAUCGCAACCAUUUAUCUAAGCGAGGCACUCUGCGAGCUCUACGUUUGGUUUAUGCUCGUCUAUUUAUUGGUAUUCAUCGUAUGUGGCGUCGCCCUCGUGGUGACCAUGGCGCUAGCUGAUGCUGAUAAGAUAUUGGUGUUUGUGUUGUUUUUAAUAAUAGUCGUUUAUGUCUCAGUAUCUUUAUAUUUCACUGUAGUAGUCGCAAACUUCAGGAUGACAAUACCGUGA